GUACAUGUUGCACCCAGUUGCAGAGGAGCUUCUACCAGCUUAGGCAGCAAAUUUCUUUCAGCAGAAAUGCCGGAAACUGAUGAGAGGCUUCCUCCGCCAGAGUGGCUGGAUGAGAAGCUGGUGGCGCAGGCGCUCAGGAGAGCUGAGCAGGACGAGGAGCUGGAAGUAGAGGCGCUGGACGUGGGGUACGCCUGCGACCGCGGCGUCAACUUCCUCAGCGAGAUGCUGCGCGUGACCGUGAGCGUCAAGAGGUGCGCGGGGGAGGCGCGGACACAGCGGCGGUCGCUGCUCGCUAAGUGCCUGCUGCGCGCGGGCCCGCUGCGCACGGUAGUGCAGGAGGCGGGCAUCUUCCUGAGGGAGACGCUGGUCUACACGGUGAUGCUGCCCGCCGCGGAGGCGGCGCUCCAGGCCGCGGAGGGCGACAGGUGGAAGCCGCUGGCCGCCCGCUGCUACCACAGCGGCUCGCGGCCCAUAGACUUCCUGCUGCUGGAGGACCUGGCCGAGGCGGGCUUCGCCAUGUCGCCCCGCGGCCGGCUGCUGGACAGGCAGCACUGCUCGCUCGUCCUCAAGACCGUGGCGCGCCUGCACGCCGCCUCCGUGCUGCUGGCAGACCACGAGGCGCUCGCUGCCGAAAGCUUCUCGCAGCACCCCAUGUUUACUAAAUACGGCAGAGAUCAUUUCUCGGUUGUCACCGAUAGGCUGUAUUCCGCGCUGGCAGAUGUUCUAGGGACGAUUGCCGGAUGCGAGAAGUACGCGCUGAUGUAUCGUGAUACCAAAUCGACCGUAUUUGACAAGCUGCAGGGUGUCUUCGACAGCUGCCGGCCUCAGCUGAAAGUUUUGGCGCACGGUGAUUUGUGGAAGAACAACAUUAUGUUCCGAUAUGUUGAUGAUCGCCCUGUCGACGUGAGAUUAGUAGAUUUCCAGAACUGCUUCUGGUCCUCGCCUGCUGCGGACCUGCAGCACUUCCUGGGCAGCAGCGCCAGCCUGGAGGUGCACCAGCAGCACGUGGAGGGCCUGGUGUCGGAGUACCACGCCGUGCUGCAGGGCACCCUGCGCGCCCUGGGGCUGCACCGGCAGGCGGACGCCUACCCCCUGCACCAGCUGCGGCUGGACAUGGACCACUUCGCCGCACACACACUCUGCAUGGCGUCAGUGAUGCCACCCAUGAUUCUCGCGCCCGAAUCCCUGGGCAAGGACGCCGAGGAAGCCCUCAACAACAGCCAACGCGAUGAUACAUUUUUCAGACAAAUCGUAUCCAACCCUGAAUUCAUUUCACGCAUCAAGUACGUCCUGCCAGCAUACGAAAAGGUUGGUGCGAUGUAGCAGGGGAAACUCGUUUCUGAUGAACAGAUUCAAAGACCAUCCUUCCUUUCUUCUGGAAGGAGUCACACACUGCUCAGGCAGACUGUGAAUGCUCUUCAGUACCGUUUAGGCAGCCCUGGAGUCAAACUUUACGUGGACUCAUGAUUAGCACUGCAAUCUUAUGAGCAAGUGAUCCUGUUUAUGAAAGAGUAUUAAUACACUCACUGUUAGAAGUGGUUCUCC
This is a messenger RNA of Schistocerca piceifrons (Central American locust), 1545 nucleotides long. RefSeq lists its product as uncharacterized. The record is from RefSeq and is a predicted model, not a curated record. The transcript is spliced from 3 exons. The coding region runs from base 67 to 1323 and encodes 418 amino acids. NCBI's taxonomy places the organism in Eukaryota, Metazoa, Arthropoda, Insecta, Orthoptera, Acrididae.